Messenger RNA from Brassica oleracea var. oleracea, 964 nucleotides. Its product is annotated as ABC transporter I family member 1. Gene Ontology annotation, molecular function: ATP binding; transmembrane transporter activity; ATP hydrolysis activity. The record is from RefSeq and is a predicted model, not a curated record. Gene Ontology annotation, biological process: cytochrome complex assembly. Lineage: Eukaryota; Viridiplantae; Streptophyta; Magnoliopsida; Brassicales; Brassicaceae. Bases 177 to 866 code for a protein of 229 amino acids. The transcript has a single exon.
UCGAUCUAACAAUACCAUAAAACUAAUUCUGAGAAUCUUUGAACUUAUGGCUUUUAAUAAAAGCCCAUAACAAGCCCAAUAACAACUUGAGAAUCCUGUCCUCUCCGCCGCUGAAGCAACUCCGUUUCAACGCUUCUUACUCUUCCGCUUCUUCACAUUCUUUCUUGUCCCCAACCAUGUCUCCAUGGAACCCUCCAACCCCUCGUCUCCUCCUCAAAAACGUCUCCUGCAUGAGAAACGCCCAGCAGAUCCUCCGACACGUCAACGUAUCCCUCCACGACGGCGGCGCGCUCGUCCUAACCGGAACCAACGGAUCCGGCAAAUCAACCUUCCUGAGAAUGCUCGCCGGGUUCUCAAAGCCCUCCGCGGGGGAAAUCCUCUGGAACGGCCACGACAUCACGCAAUCAGGGAUCUUCCAGCAGUACAAACUCCAGCUCAACUGGAUCUCUCUGAAAGACGCAAUCAAGGAGAGGUUCACGGUCCUCGACAACGUCCAGUGGUUCGAGCUCCUCGAGAACAAGAUCGGGAAAGCGCAGCCGGCGCUGGAGCUGAUGGGGCUAGGGAGGCUGGUGAAGGAGAAGUCGAGGAUGCUGUCGAUGGGCCAGAGGAAGAGGCUGCAGCUCGCGAGGCUGUUGGCGAUUGAUAGGCCCAUUUGGCUUUUGGAUGAGCCCUCCGUUGCGUUGGAUGAUGAAGGGGUUAGGUUGCUUGAGUAUGUUAUCGGGGAGCAUAGGAAGAAAGGUGGGAUUGUGAUUGUUGCGACUCAUCUUCCGAUUGAGAUUGAAGAUGCUAUGAUCUUGAGGCUCCCUCCUAGGUUUCCUAGGAAGAUGACUUUGAUUGAUAUGCUUGAUCGUGCUGACAUUUCUUAGCCUUAGAUGCUAUGGGAUUGUUUUUUGUUUUUUGUUUGUACUUGUGUAAUGGAAUCAAAUAAUGGAUUUGGGACGAGUUAAACGUAUACGUUUGGACA